AUGAGCUUCCACGCCAGUGAGACGCUCAGGAAGUAUCCUCCACUGCCUUUCCUGAACCGCGACUGCGUGGAGCCCUACAAGAUCCCGGACAGCGACGUCGUCGUGGACAAAGGAACGGCAGUCGUCAUCAGCCUGUUCGGCCUUCACUAUGACCCGGAGCACUACCCUGAUCCAGAGCGCUACGGCCCCAAGAGGUUCUCCGAGGAGCAGAAGGCCGAGAGGCACCCCUACGUGUACCUGCCGUUCGGCGACGGGCCUCACAUCUGCAUAGGUAUGAGACUCGGUUUACUGCAGACCAAAGUGGGUCUUGCGAACAUCCUGUCCAAGUGUUGCGUGCGACCUACGAAGAACACAACCAGGCAUGUCACCUACAACACCAGAAAUGUACUGCUGCUGCCCACAAAGGAAAUCGAGCUGCAAUUUGUGGAACGAUGCUAGGAGAUUCACUAGCGCGCUAACAUGACAUA
Messenger RNA from Schistocerca americana (American grasshopper), 467 nucleotides. RefSeq names its product cytochrome P450 6k1-like. The record is from RefSeq and is a predicted model, not a curated record. NCBI's taxonomy places the organism in Eukaryota, Metazoa, Arthropoda, Insecta, Orthoptera, Acrididae. Bases 1 to 438 code for a protein of 145 amino acids. Gene Ontology annotation, molecular function: heme binding; monooxygenase activity; oxidoreductase activity, acting on paired donors, with incorporation or reduction of molecular oxygen. The transcript is spliced from 3 exons.